AAAUUCUGCUCCUUUCGAUAUCCCCCUGUGUAUUAAAUUAUCGGCUCAUUUGACGUCAUAAGGCGCAAGCGCAGUAUGGCGCUUUUUGACAAUUGAUUGAGUACAAAGUCACGCCUCCCGUUCCCCGCUUCCAAAAAACUAGACAUCCCGCUGAUUCCCAUGCGAGUUUUAGGGUUGCAUUGACAAACAACCACUAAUCUGCCCUCUGGCAGAGCAAGAACGUAAAUUCUACACCGCUAUUCACGUCUGGAGUGAAAAGGGACGCCUGACCUUUCAACGUGGGUUCGCAAGAGUUUCAGUGAAACGAAAGAUGUCGCUUAGCGAAGUAAUGCUGAAAACGCUCAUUCCAAGUAACUUCUUGGAUUCGGAUGAUGAGGAGAUAAAGUCGUUAACUUGUCCUCCAGAGACAGACGAUUUGCAAAGGAACGAAUUUCACAUGUUCAAUGACUACUUUGGGCUGAGCAACUUGGUGCAAAGAGUGAGACAAGCGAACGGUAGUGAUUUCGACUAUUUAACGGGUGAAAAUUUUGGAGUCAGCAAAUUGCCGCCAAGACGUGACCGAUUUGACAGCAUCGAUUCCGAAAAUUCAUCAUCUGGUAGCUGUGAUUCUUUCACUGAUCAUUUUGGAGAUGGGCCUUUCCAGCCAUUCAACUCUUCAUCGCUCUUGCACAGUGCAUCUUCCAAGCGAAAAGAAGCAGUUUUGCCGCCAAGCCGACGGAUUAAACCGUCUGCGAGAGCUCCUGCUCCGGUCUCGAAUCGGCAAAACGUGUGCGUGUUUUGCAGAAACAAUGGGGAAAGCGAGGAGGUCUUCUCUUCCCAUCAACUAAAGGGUCCCGAUGGAAAGACGACAUGUCCAAUUCUGAGAGCAUAUACUUGUCCUAUCUGCAAAGCAAGCGGCGAUGAGUCACACACCAUCAAGUAUUGUCCGCAAAACCAGCAAGCGCAAGGCAAUGGCGGUCAAUUGCCAAAGGUGCCCAGGAAUCGUGUUCUUCCCAAACGGAGUCGCUGAACUUUCAUCGCAGAUUCUAAAGUAAGACUUAGUGUGAAAUCAUUAUGUAAAGAUUUUAAGGGUAAAUUCAGAGUUUAUAUGCCGAUUUUAAAUUUAUAUUCGGGUUGUUGUGUUAUUUGUUUACCACAUGAUCUCUUACUAUUUCCAAGACAGCGUGCAGCGGCGCAACGAUCGCAGUGAGCUAAAUUAUUAUUGCAUUUAUAUAAGAAAAACCCACAAAUGGCGGUGCAGAUUGCCGCUAUUCGUAUUAUUAAGGCCACUUUCAUUCAAGGCAUGUUAGUACAGUGUUGUUAGUAUUCAUUUUCUUUCGCUUUCGAACCUAAACGUUCUACGUUAGCUAGACUUCGAUGUUUUGUUAGGUUAUUAAUUUGCAGCGAUCUGCAUUCACAACGGAAAUUUCAGGAAGAUUGUUGUUAAAAUUGAGUAUUUAGUUCCCAACAAGAGAUGUUGUGUAAAUGUUGCGAAAAUUACAAUAUUUUACCCCAAAGUGGUUGGACUUCCUAGUUAGAGGUUAACUUAUCGAAUAUGUAUCUAUGUAAAAUUUUCGAAUUGUAGCAGAAUACAAUAUUGAAUUUUCACCCUCUAAGUGUAAAGUAUUUUAAUAUGAAAGUGUUGAUUAAGAAUUUCGUCCAGAAACGGAGAGAUUAUGAUUAAUAAUGUGUUUUAUAAUUCCCAAUUCUUCUCUAAGGGAGGUUUUUCAAUAAUUUGUCGAUAUUUACGAUGUAGAAAUUUACUACUUUGAAAGUAGGUUAAUGCUACCUGGUUGUAGAGGUGGAUUUUUGAAUGAAUUUUAUUGUAAUUUUAACAGCUGUGUUCUAAAUACUGGCUGCAAAUGAUGUGAAAAAAAUCAAGGUUUAUGAGAAAGUUUUUUAAUAUUAAAACUGACAUGCUUUAUUCUAAACGUCAGGAAGUUUUGAGUACGAUUUGUAUUUAUACAUUAAGCUAAUUCUAAUAUCAGAGGAGAAAUUUUGUAUGGCUUAUUGAAAGGAGAGAAAGAUUAAAACCUCGUUUUUCAAUUUCUA
Molecule: messenger RNA, 2031 nt
Organism: Orbicella faveolata
Lineage: Eukaryota; Metazoa; Cnidaria; Anthozoa; Scleractinia; Merulinidae
Product: nanos homolog 1-like
Molecular function (GO): zinc ion binding; RNA binding
Source: RefSeq, a predicted model, not a curated record